GUAUUCAUCAAUUCCAUGAUUCGUUUCUUGUUAAUAAUCAUCAACCCAAAAAUUCGAAAAGCAUCCGUGCUGAGACCAAAAUUCUUCUUGCUUUCUCCCAAAAAUUGCAUGCAAAGCUGUGCAAAGCGCAGACUGCAGUAACUGCGUUUCUACGGCUGCAAGAGUUGAAAAAAAAAAGUGAAGAAAGGAGAGGUAUGACAAAUAUAAGUUUGCUGUACUUAUAAAUAUACAUAAGUCUGAAUGUAAAAGAUUUUCCUUUGAAAGUACAGAGGCAUGUAAAGUAGUUUUUUUGAAACCAUGUUUUCAUAAAGAGCGAACAGUUUAGAGAAGGGAACAACUGUGAGCGGUGAGUGUUUGAUAAAAUGCAUGUGAGAGAAAAUUUAUAUAUAUAUAUAUAUAUAUAUAUUUAAUUGUGGUAUUUUUCUUGUCUUGGCUGUGGUGUCCCCUCCCUACCAGUGGGGGAAGCAAUGGAGAGUGGAAAGUGGAGGUAGAUAAAAAGACGAGAGAAAGUGAUAAAAGUAAAAAUGCGUCAACGAAAGGAUGUGUGAAGUGAAAAUGGGAAAAAGUUGUCCUUACUAGGCAAUGCCUGGCAAAGGUGACUGUUGUCUCAAAUCAGGAACAGAGAGAGGGUAAAGUCAAAAUUAAAUUCAUUUAUUAUAGGAAGUUGAUUGAGACCAUCACCUUGUCCUUCGCCCUUUCCCUUCCCUUCUACCCUCUUUUGUUUUCUUUUCACCCACUCCUCCUUCUCCCUUUGUGUCUUUCUUUCUUUCCAUUUAACGCUCCUUUUUUAAGGGAAUCUUUCUCUGCAUCCACAUGUACCAUCCUGAUUUCACGCUUUUUUUAAGGUCUAUGCACUAUAUAGACUGCCUCAUCCCCAACGCUAUGAUAUAUGUAAACUAAUAUUAAAUGCCAUGCUGCUACCCAGCCAUAACAAUUCAUCUUUUAUUUUAUCAACCAAAAACAUAAAAUGCUUAAUUUCUACUUUGUAAAUUCGACGUCGCAUUAUAAUUGUCGCAUUAUUAAAAACUGGUACGAACUUUGCAAAUGAGUUUUUCUUAUCCAUGCAAUGCAACAUUAAUAACGCACUCCCACUCACUCUCUUUCGCUGGCCAUUUGUCGUUCAAUUUCAUUCUGGUGCGAGCAUUAAGAGUUUCUGGGGCCUGCUGGGUACCUUCAUUCCUCCGCUAGCCACCCUUAUCAAAAGCAACUUGGAGCAUGGACGUUAAUGUUAAUGUUCGUUCACAAAGAGGUGGCAACAGAGAGACCAGCCCAGACCGUGCCAAAAUAUGCAGGUUGAAGCAUAAAGUGAAACCAUCCAGAAAAGUUCAAGUCGUGUACUACCUCUCCCGAAACGGCCUUUUGGAGCACCCCCAUUUCAUGGAGGUCACCCUUUUGCCUAAUCAACCUCUCCGUUUAAAAGAUGUCUUCGAUCGGCUCAUGGCUCUCCGUGGGAGUGGCAUGCCUUUGCAAUAUUCAUGGUCUAGUAAAAGAAACUACAAGAGCGGUUAUGUGUGGUACGACUUGGCUCUGAAGGAUAUAAUACAUCCCGCAGAAGGAGGCGAAUACGUGCUCAAAGGAUCUGAGCUCGUCGAAGGAUGCUCUGAGAGGUUCAAUGUGAGCAACAAACAGGGAAUCCAUCAGCAGGGAGAUGGAAACUACAGCUAUAGUUACGAUUCAAGGAGCAAGGCGUUGGGUGUGUGCAACAAGCCGCAGCAGAAGGAGCGUGAGGAGUACGAGGAUUACGAGGAGGGAGAGAAAACAAGCUACACGAGUUCCACCACUACCCCACACUCGCGUUGCUCCAGAGGCGUGUCCACGGAGGAACUGGUUUACGAAGAGGAGAAUAACAACGGGAACACAACGAAGGUGGGUGUUGGUGCGAAAACAAAGAACGACAAUGAUAAGAAUUUGGCAGGCGGUGAGGGUGACGCGCGGAGUGAGAAGGUGAAGCGGAGGGAGGAUGGGGAUGGGUCUGUAUCGAGCCGUUACUCCGUUCUGCUGCAACUGAUAGCGUGUGGGAGCGCAGGGACGGAGUUGAAGGGGAAGCAGGGGCCGCGGCUGAGCGAUGUGGGGACCAAAGAGAGGGAAAGGGAGAAGAAGAGUUUGUUUUGGGAAGAGGGUGAUAGUGAGAUAGUGAAUUGCGUGUCGGAGAAUCCGAGGAUGUUGGGGAAUUUGCAGGCAGAUGAGAAGGAGUACUUCAGUGGAAGCUUGGUAGAGUCAAUGAAAGCGAACCGAGUAGCGUUCCAGGAUGAGCCUGUGCUGAAGAAGUCCAAUUCCUACAACGAAGAAAGGAGAAGUAGGCUUGGGAUGGAAGAGGUGAAGGCGAAAGUGGUGGUGGAGGAGGAGGAGGAGAGGGUGGUGAAGGGUGGAGGAGUGAAAGAGAAAUGCAUCCCUCUGAUGAAAUCUCCGAAACAGAAUAGUGGUAGGAAAUGAUGUGGUGACAUGAAUCUAUAUCGUUAAGUAGAGCAUUUAAUUAGGGAUUAAGGGCUGAUUGCCUGCAUCAUUAAUUUGUUUUCACUUUUUAAUUCCCUCUAAUCACUGUUCUUCUGCUACCAACUGUUGCUGCAUAUUAUUAGGCUCACACAUAAAAUAAUAAUGUCGUAGAAAGUAGAAACCAUAAACACGUUGGUCUUUCACCUCGUAUCACCCACACCAUCACCCUGACAUCAACUUUUAUGCUUUCUUCGAUAAGGAAAGGGAAAGAAAUAGGAUUUUUAAAAUCC
This is a messenger RNA of Vigna umbellata (rice bean), 2723 nucleotides long. The record is from RefSeq and is a predicted model, not a curated record. NCBI's taxonomy places the organism in Eukaryota, Viridiplantae, Streptophyta, Magnoliopsida, Fabales, Fabaceae.